Molecule: messenger RNA, 1128 nt
Organism: Funneliformis geosporum
Lineage: Eukaryota; Fungi; Glomeromycota; Glomeromycetes; Glomerales; Glomeraceae
Source: the annotation of a GenBank genome assembly
AUGCUUCGUUCAAGGUCUAUCGCUUUCGUCAAGUCUUUAAGCAUACCUAAACGUUCAUUUGCUUCAGCGGCGUCUCCGAUCACCGAACCUUAUAGUGGAAAGAAAAAUGCAAACGGUAAUUAUACCGUUACACUUAUACCCGGUGAUGGCAUUGGUCCGGAAAUUUCGGAAUCAGUUCAACGAAUAUAUCAAGCAGCUGGAGUUCCAAUUGAAUGGGAACCAGUAAAUGUCACUCCCGUUUUAAAAAAAGGAAAAACAACAAUUCCUGAUGAUGCUUUACAGUCAGUAAGAAAGAAUACCAUUGCUUUAAAGGGUCCUUUGGCCACUCCCGUUGGAAAGGGUCAUGUUUCCCUUAACCUUACUCUUCGUCGUGCGUUUAAUCUAUUUGCCAACGUUCGACCAUGUAAAUCCGUUGUUGGAUAUAAAACACCAUAUGAUGAUGUAAAUACGGUCUUGAUUCGUGAAAAUACGGAAGGGGAAUACUCUGGAAUUGAACAUACUGUUAUAGAAGGUGUUGUUCAAUCAAUCAAAUUGAUUACCAAAGAAGCAUCUGAGAGAUGUGCUUACUAUGCCUUUAACCAUUCAAGAGACAUUGGGCGAAAUCGAGUUACCGCUAUACACAAAGCAAAUAUCAUGAAAUUAUCGGAUGGCCUUUUCUUGGAAGCUUGUUACAAUGUGGCAAAGAAGUUCCCCGAUAUACACUUUGAUGAUGUGUUAUUGGAUCGGGCAUGCCUUCAUAUUGUUCAAGAUCCUGCUCGUUAUUCGGAUACAGUCAUGGUUAUGCCUAAUUUAUACGGGGACAUUCUUUCGGAUAUGUGUGCAGGAUUGAUCGGAGGACUUGGAUUGACACCAUCAGGAAACAUAGGCCGUGAUGCUUCGAUUUUUGAAGCUGAAUUUAACGAUCAAGAUUAUUCACCACUUAAAACCUUUAUAGAUUUAGCGAACCCCACAGCGCUCCUAUUAUCUUCCAUUAUGAUGCUUCGUCAUAUGCACUUAAAUCCUUACGCUGAAUCUAUUGAAAAUGCCGUUUUAAAAACAAUUGCCGAAGGGAAACACCUUACGCGUGAUCUUGGUGGACAGGCAACGAACACAGAAUUUACCAACCAAAUUAUUAAUAAUUUAAAUUAA